Messenger RNA from Aplysia californica (California sea hare), 387 nucleotides. RefSeq lists its product as uncharacterized. NCBI's taxonomy places the organism in Eukaryota, Metazoa, Mollusca, Gastropoda, Aplysiida, Aplysiidae. The record is from RefSeq and is a predicted model, not a curated record.
CCUGCGCGGUUCCGGCGAGAUACACACACACACACACACACACGCACGCACAUUUACUGUAACAGUCAGUUCUACAGUUCAGUCUUGGAGUUCUGUUGGUUUCCGUUUCUCAGGCAGUCAUGGCUUUAGCAAGAUUCUUUAUACUACUCGCCCUUUGGGGCAUUUGUGUCAAUGCAUGAGAAAAUGGACGAGGAACUCAGAAAGCAAGGUAUCACAUGUGACUUCACUUUCGAAGAUGUGGCAGAUGACUUAGCUCGUGGCAGCGCAACGGUGACGAGUCCUUUGAGCAAACUGAUGUGGGGUCUGGUGUCCAUGGUGGUCGUGCUGUUGCGUCGAGGAACGUUCUAGACCACCGCAUGACCCGGCUGGAUGUGUGUGUGUGUGGGG